AUGGCUGUUCUACAAAGCCUAUUGUUAUGGCUUAUGGCAGUCCUGCCUUUUGCGCAGUACUGCCAGGCGAAGACAGUGACUCUGGAUUUCAAUGUCUCAUGGGUCAAUGUGAACCCCGACGGUCUUCAUGAGCGCAAGGUGGUGGGUGUUAACGGCCAGUGGCCUCUGCCCGUCAUUGAGGUAGACAAGGGUGAUCGCUUAGUUGUCAAUAUGUACAACGGGUUGGGCGACAAGGACACUACCAUCCAUUGGCAUGGCAUGUUCCAGAAUGGGACCAACAACAUGGAUGGUCCGUCAAUGGUUACCCAGUGUCCAGUCCCUCCUGGUUCCUCGAUCACCUAUAAUUUCACUAUUCCGCAAAAUGGCACUUACUGGUACCAUUGUCACACUGAUGCCUGUUACCCGGAUGGAUAUCGCCAAGCUUUGAUUGUGCACGAUAAUCAGUCAUACUUCAACGAUAUGUAUGAUGAAGAAUAUACCGUGACCAUGAGUGAUUGGUACCACGAGCUUGUUGAGGAUAUUCCGUUUAUCCGUGUUGAAAACCCUACUGGGGCCGAGCCUGUUCCGGAUUCCUUCCUCUUCAAUGAUACCGUGAGCGCCACGAAUAUCCCCGUCGAAGCAGGAAAGACAUAUCUACUGCGAUUGAUCAAUAUCGGUGCCUUUGUGGCGCAGUAUUUCUACAUCGAGGAUCACACUUUUCGGAUUGUUGAAAUUGAUGGCGUGUAUGUUGACGAACAAGAGGCCGACAUUCUCUAUAUCGCCGUGGCGCAACGUUAUUCUAUCUUGGUUACCAUGAAAAACUCGACGGACAAAAAUUAUCCAAUCGUGACCGUUGCCGACUCCGAGUUAUUAGAUACGAUUUCGCCCACCCUUAAGCUCAACCAGACCAACUGGCUUGAGUACAAUAGCAGUGCGGCUCACCCUCAGGCUGUGAUGACGGUAGACACUGCCUCCGACCUUGUUCCAUACGAUGACUUCAAGCUUGUUCCCCACGACCGGAUGGCUCUUCUCCCGGACCCGGACAUGACCAUCGAGGUCGAUGUCAUUAUGGCUAACCUGGAUAAUGGUGCGGGAUACGCAUUUUUCAACAAUAUUUCCUACACGAAGCCAAAGGUCCCAACAUUAUACUCAGUCCUUACAUCCGGGGACUUCUCCACCAAUGCCGAGGUUUACGGCGAAUACACACACCCGUUCAUUCUAGAGCAUAACGCCGUCAUUGAGGUGAUCCUCAACAACCAGGACACGGGUUCCCACCCCUUCCACUUACACGGCCACAACUUCCAAGUCGUCAGCCGCACUCCCUCUUACGGUGCUUCUUUCUACGACUUCGCUGAGGGCGACCCAGUCGCUUAUAAUGCUACCGAAAACCCCUCCAGUAGUUUUCCGAAAUACCCUGCUCGUCGAGACACCUUCGUCGCACCUCCACAGGGCAACUUUGUUAUCCGGUUCGUGGCCGAUAACCCGGGUGUUUGGUUCUUCCACUGCCACAUCGACUGGCACUUGCAGCAGGGCUUGGCAAUGUCAUUUAUCGAAGCGCCCGAGGAGCUUCAAAAGCAGAUGUCGUUGACCGACAACGAAAUCAAUAUCUGCAAGACUGCUGACGUCUCAUACGAAGGCAACGCCGCGGCUAACACCGUAAAUCUGCUUGACCUCACUGGUCAAAACAAGCAGCUCCCGUGGCUGCCCGCUGGAUUCACAGCAAAGGGUAUCGUCGCGAUGGUCUUUUCCUGCGUGUCUGCCUUUAUGGGUAUGGCUUUCAUCACUGUAUAUGGCCUGUCUGGUAUCGAAUCCAAGAAGCAGGAGACUGCUGUAGUCGCCGAGCAGAAUACUCUGUGA
Penicillium longicatenatum is the source of this 1836-nucleotide messenger RNA. RefSeq names its product Multicopper oxidase type 2. Gene Ontology annotation, biological process: reductive iron assimilation; cellular response to iron ion starvation. Bases 1 to 1836 code for a protein of 611 amino acids. Gene Ontology annotation, molecular function: ferroxidase activity; copper ion binding. Gene Ontology annotation, cellular component: high-affinity iron permease complex. The transcript has a single exon. The record is from RefSeq and is a predicted model, not a curated record. Lineage: Eukaryota; Fungi; Ascomycota; Eurotiomycetes; Eurotiales; Aspergillaceae.